AUGCCGAAGUUUUCCAAAGGGUUUGGGCGGCGGAAAUCCACCUUAAACGAACUUCACGAUUCCCGGGGAGCAGGAGUGGAAUCAUCCUUCAAAGUGAUUGAGCGUGAGGAUCCCGCCAGCAACUCUUCAAACGGCGGGAGGAAUCUUGGGAAAGCCACCACGGUGCCGCCACUGGGACCAAAGACCUCGGUGCUAGCAGACGAUGACAACUUGUUUGAAAACAUUUACAACCGUGACAGUGGUGCGUCCAACACGAAUACCAUGUCCACGACUGAUAAUUCAUCUCGCUUGAGUGCAGCGUCAACGGCUCCUUCUUCAACGGAUGUGCCGAGGCGCGAAGACUGGAAAUCCCCUCACGACAAGCCAUUUAGUGACAUUCCGGUGCCUCCAGUUCCCAAGUCAACUUCGGCCUUUUCUUUGAAGAACGCAGGCCGCACUCUCUCCUGGGGACGAUACAACAAGUCGACUUCACCGCUUCCUGCUAAAGAAACUCCCCCGGACUCUCCAGACAUCGAAGAUAGCAAAUCUUCCGGCAGGGAGCGAGCUGUGACAGCCUCCAGCUACGCAAGCACAGCUACACCUCCGAAGUUGGAAGAAAAAGAUUUGGGACUGAGUCUAGGUGGAGAUUUUUCCGAAAUGUUUAGCGGCGGUUUUGGAACCCGAAGGAGCGUAGUAUUAGAGACGGAGACAAACAGAGCCUUGACGAGGAGCCCUGAGACAGUGCCGCCGGGACCCGUUUCUGCUAAUCGUUCUCUCACAGCAAGUCGCUUUAACCAACCAUCCCCUCUCAGCAUUGAUAGAAACCAGGAGGUCGAGCCCUCGCCAUACUCAUGGAGCAGCCAGCAUUCUCAUGACGGUCUGAUGGGGAAUUCGAGUCCCGCCUUCGCCCGUCACAAUACACCACCCCCUGUUCCGAAGCACGCCGCACCACGGCCAAACGAUAGCGCGUCCUCGUAUGCCAAGAUCGAAAAAUCUGGGGGAGCAGCCAACGCCAGUAGCGGGCUACAACGGAGUAGUGCCAACAUGGAACCAAAACGAAAACCUAAUCUGGAGUUUGGGGAUGCAGCUGAUGAAGAAGCCAGGCUUCUGCGGGAGUCCAUGGGGAGUGUGACUCAACACACCAACGAACCAGGCCAUGAUUCUAGAGUCCAUGACAGCUGGACGUUGCCCUCAACCACGGCAUACAAGGUAGACGACUCGAGACUAGCAAGCUGGGGUACGGGGUCCGACACAACUCCGAAAGCAAAGAAGCCCUUGGCAAAGAUGUCCGAGGAAAAUAUGUUUGACGUUCAAAUUGCUGCCUCGGCAGGUUUGGCUCAACGAUUUAACGAAAGAUCUCUGUCUCCGCCAACGCAGCAAAAUGCCCCGCAGAACAAAGUCAUGACACCCGCCCAAUUCGAAAGAUAUAAGCAAGAUCAGGAGCGUUUGAGAACCUCUGGAGGACCUAUGAAGGAAGAGGAGGAGGAGGAGGAGGAGGAAGAACCAUAUGACGAUGAUGAGGAUGAGGCUGAAAAGAACAAGCAGCUCGCCAAACAGCGUCGCAAGCAGGAAGCCCACAUGGCAGUAUACCGGCAACAAAUGAUGAAGGUCACUGGAGAGGCCAUCCCUCCCCCUCGCCCAAGCGUCUUAGCCACGCAAAGCAGUCCGAACCUGGCCCUUCCAGCAAACGUCGAGGAGGCCGAAGAGGAAGACGAGGAAGUGCCUCUGGCAAUAUUGCAGGCACAUGGAUUUCCAAACAAGGGGAAACAGCAAAUGCGAAGUAUGGGCUCAAACCCGAACCUUCGCUCUUCUGCGGGUGGAGUUGUGACUGGUGCAGGUGGCGGCAACCUUCCGGUAUUUGCUCGAAACCUGCCACAAGAUCCGUAUGUUGGCGCGGGACUUGUGAACCCUAUGCACAGAGAGUCUUUGCAAUACGGCGGCGGAGCCGGCUCUGUGAACGGAGAGCCCCCUCGAGGUCUUCCUCCUGGUGGACUGGUUGGUGUGAUAGCUACCGAGGAGAGAUCCCGAGCCAUGAGACGAGGCAGUCCGAACCCUCAAGGGGGAUUCGGUGCCUCUACACAGGGUGGUGGAUUCAAUCCCAUGAUGGGAAUGCAACCGCCCGCAGUUGGCAGCCCUUACAACGGGAUGGGGCCGGCACCUAUGGGUGGGAUGGGGCCAGGUGGUAUGGGCCAUAUGCCUCCCAUGAUGAUAUCACCAGGAGACCAAGCCCAAAUCCAGAUGUCCCAGCAAAUGUCGCAGUUUAUGGCGAUGCAGCUGCAGUUCAUGCAGCUGAUGGCUACUGGCGGCCAAAGCAACUCCCCAAACCAGAUGCUCUCGCCAGUGGAGAAUCAGCGCCCCGGUAGCGCUCAUCACACUCGCCCGGGGAGCGCCCACCUUCAAGGUGCAUCCCACCAGAGGGCCAUGACCCUGUUAGACCCAAACGCCGUUCCGUGGAUGAACAGUGGAGGAGGGAGUCAGUAUUCCCCCUCGCAAGGCGGGUAUGCGCCUUCAAUCGCACCCUCGGAACGAAGCAAUGUCGGUUUGCCUGGUCGCUAUAGACCAGUCUCUCAAGCUCCCCCACAGGUGCAACACAACAAGGCAAGGACGAACACCAUGUCGGGCGCUCUUCACGGAUGGGGAGACCUGAACGGUACCACUAUCAAGGCUGGGAAGAAGCCUGCCAAUGUUUCUGACGAGGACGAUGACGAGGCCUGGGCGGCAAUGAAGCAGAAACGAGAGCAAAAGAAGUCGCUUUGGAAAACGAAAAAGGGAAAAGAGGAUACCAACGGAAUUCCAGGCUACGCAUUGUAG
Molecule: messenger RNA, 2790 nt
Organism: Drepanopeziza brunnea f. sp. 'multigermtubi' MB_m1
Lineage: Eukaryota; Fungi; Ascomycota; Leotiomycetes; Helotiales; Drepanopezizaceae
Source: RefSeq, a predicted model, not a curated record